GGCGCUGUGGUCAGAUGCCAUAUUGAGACACGGGAUCAUUUCCGGUGGUGAAAGGUGAACUCGUCUAACAAACAUGGAUUCCAACAACGCCGAAGACGAUAUGAGUGGGGAUGGAGACAUCACUUCUGUUAUGGGAUUCUCCGGAUUCGGAAAGAAGGCUCGCACGUUUGACCUCGACGCCAUUUUUGAACAGACCCGAAGGACCGCCAUUGAGAGGAGUCAACGUGCGUUAGAUGAGCGGCAAAAAGCGGAGGAGGAAGGAGAAAGCUCCACAUCCGUGCCCACGCAGAAAGACAAACCGACGGCACCGGCCACUCACAGGAAACAGGAAGAUGACAGCAGCAGUUCAGACUCAGAGCCUAUUGGCCCUCCGUUACCUCCAAAAGAGGACGAUGACGACGAUGAUGAUGAUCUGGUGGGACCGCCUCUUCCGCCCGGUUACAAAAGUAUUCAAAGUGGUGGUGAUGAUGAUGAGGAUGAUGAUGAUGAUGAUGACGACGACGACGACGACGAGGAUGCUGAAGAUGACGAGGAUGAUACUCCAGUAAAGAAGAUUCCUGACACUCAUGAGAUCACUAUGCUGCACGGCACCAAGACAGUGUCCGCCCUCGCCUUAGACCCCUCCGGAGCGCGCCUGGUGAGCGGCGGCUUCGAUUUUGACGUCCGCUUCUGGGAUUUCGCCGGCAUGGACCAGGCUCUGCAGUCCUUCCGUACGAUCCAGCCGUGCGAGUGCCAUCAAAUCAGAUCCUUGCAGUACAGCAUCACAGGGGACCGUAUCUUGGUGGUGUCAGGGAACGCACAGGCCAAGGUGUUGGACCGUGACGGCUUCAACGUGAUGGAGUGCAUCAAGGGAGACCAGUACAUCGUAGACAUGGUCAACACCAAGGGCCACACUGCGAUGCUGAACGACGGCUGCUGGCAUCCCAAGAUGAAGGAGGAGUUCAUGACGUGCUCCAACGACGGAACCGUACGCACGUGGGAUGUAACCUCUGAGAAAAAACACAAGUCCGUGUUCAAGCCGCGCUCCUUCCAAGGGAAAAAGGUCAUCCCCACGUGCUGCACCUACAGCCGCGACGGAAAGCUCAUCGCCGCCGGCUGCCAAGAUGGCACCAUCCAGAUCUGGGACAGGAACAUGAGCGUCCACACAAAGUUCCAUUGUCGGCAAGCCCACAUUCCAGGAUCCGACAUCUCUUGCCUCUCCUUUUCGUACGACGGCGUAAUCCUUGCGUCACGUGGAGGUGAUGACACGCUGAAGAUGUGGGAUGUCCGCAACUUCAAGAAGCCAUUAAAUAUGGCUAAUGGGCUGACUAACUACUUUACCAUGACGGACUGCUGUUUUAGCCCAGAUGACCAGCUCAUUGUGACGGGCACCUCAGUGAAGAAAGACGAGGGUAACGGGAAGCUGGUGUUCUUUGACCGAUCUACCUUUCAGCGGGUUUAUGAAAUUGACGUCACCAAUGCGAGCGUGGUGCGCUGCUUGUGGCACCCGAAGCUCAACCAGAUCAUGGUGGGAACGGGAAACGGCCUGGCCAAGGUCUACUACGACCCCGUCAAAAGCCACAGAGGGGCUAAGCUGUGUGUCGUGAAGAGCAAGCGGAAACAGAAGCACGCAGAGGCCCUCACCCAGGAGUAUGUCAUUACACCUCACGCCUUGCCCAUGUUCCGAGAGGCCCGGCAGAGGAGCACACGCAAGCAGCUGGAGAAGGACAGACUGGACCCCAAGAAGUCCCAUAAACCCGAGCCUCCCGUGUCUGGACCAGGUCGAGGUGGCAGAGUGGCGGCCCACGGCGGCACGUUGUCCUCCUUCAUCGUGAAGAACAUCGCUUUGGACAAAACCGACGACAGCAACGCGCGAGAGGCCAUCCUGCGUCACGCCAAGGAAGCUUCGGAGAACCCUUACUGGGUGGCCCCGGCUUACAAGAAGACACAACCCACUCCUUUGUUUGCAGAAGAUUCCGAGGAGGAUGAGGAGGGUGAAAAGGAACCUGAGUGGAAGAAGCGUAAGAUCUGAGGAACUCUCUAGAACUCAAAGUGGACUGGAGGCUGCUUAUAGAAGCCCAGAACAGAGGUACUGUCUGGCUCCAUCAUUUACUACCAGGUCGCCCUGGUCAUAUUUUUUAAGGCGUACUUAGUGUUUUUAUGUGCAGUAUAGUGCAAUUUAUGUUCACUUUUUGUCUUCUCCAUCAUGAAUCACACCCCAGUUUCCUUCUGUCUAGCAGUUGUAAAAUCGCUGCUUUGAUUCCCGAUACAUGAAGACAGAAGGGUAGUUUUUCUACAUCUCGAAUACCGCCUUAAAUCUGCAAUGAGUUAUUCAUUUUGAGUCCAACACAGUAACUUACAUUGACCAUACGAAGAAAUUCAUAUUGCAGCACAUCCAGUUCUAAUAAAUCAUUUACAAGCCCAUUAUUUUCCAGUGCUAUUAAAACGCUGUGUAGCUGCAUAUACGUGCAAAUGUCAAGUACAUCUACGAGUGACCAUGCUCACUGUCCAUAAAUAUUUGAGUUGGCGUACGUAAUGCAAACCAUCUUCCUGGAAAGCGUACUCAUCAAGGGCCCCUUUUUUUUUU
Nerophis lumbriciformis (worm pipefish) is the source of this 2566-nucleotide messenger RNA. RefSeq names its product WD repeat-containing protein 70. NCBI's taxonomy places the organism in Eukaryota, Metazoa, Chordata, Actinopteri, Syngnathiformes, Syngnathidae. Gene Ontology annotation, cellular component: site of double-strand break; nucleus. Gene Ontology annotation, molecular function: protein binding. The record is from RefSeq and is a predicted model, not a curated record.